UUUAAAUCGGUGAUCGGUCGGCCACACUGCCUUGCCUUUUUAUACACAGUGGCUUGUCGUCGUGUUGGAAUUUAAAGCAUAAAAUUAGGCUGUCAAUUCCAAGAUGAGCGCCUCCAAGGAGGGCAAGGAAAAGAAGGUCAAGAUUCUUGGCGUGGAGAAUGUUUCGCCACCCAAGGAGAGGCGUCCUGCGACCAGGAUGAAGCUCUUGAACGACGUUGGAGCAGGUGCAGAUCCUGAGGCCUCGAUCACCACAUCUAAAAGCCUUACAACUAAGCAGGAUAAACGCGGAAGUAUCGCGGGAUCACGCAUUAAAAUACUCAAUGAGGAAAUACUGGCCACUCCAAAGGCGGAAAAAAGAGGCUCCACGAAGAGCACAACUCCAGCCGCCUCCACCGUCAAGAUUCUAAAUGAUAAAAGGGCUCCCAGCGCCACCGCAACGGCUGUGGAAACUGCCAAAAUCAAGACCUCGCCUAGUAAACGGAAAAAAAUGGAUCACUAUGUACUCCAGGCUGUAAAAACUGAAAACAGCAAGGUGGUCACGACGGCGAUCGAAGAAGAUGAGGAUACCAUUGCUUUUAUUUUGGCCGAGGAUGAGGAAGUGGUGCCAGGAAGAAUUGAGGAAACCAAUGGUCAGGAGAUCGUCGUGACCGAGGGUGACGAGGACGAAGAAGAUGGCGACGAGGAUGGGGAGGAUUCCAAGGGAAUCUCCACCCACGUGGGAAAGAUCAAGGAGAUCGUGGAGCACGUGUGCGGCAAGUGCUACAAGACCUUUCGACGGGUUCAGAGUCUUAAGAAGCAUUUGGAGUUCUGCCGCUACGACAGUGGUUAUCAUCUGCGCAAAGCGGACAUGCUUAAGAACCUGGAAAAGAUCGAAAAGGAUGCCGUGGUGAUGGAAAAGAAGGAUAUCUGCUUUUGCUGCAGCGAAAGCUACGACACCUUUCAUCUGGGCCACAUCAACUGUCCCGACUGUCCAAAGUCGUUUAAGACGCAGACCAGCUACGAACGUCACAUCUUUAUUACCCACUCCGAGUUCAGCGAUUUCCCGUGCUCUAUCUGCAACGCGAACCUGCGCAGUGAGGCCUUGCUUACACUGCACGAGGAGCAGCACAAGUCGCGUGGUAAACCGUACGCCUGCAAGAUCUGCGGCAAGGACUUUACGCGCUCCUACCACCUGAAGCGCCAUCAGAAGUACUCCUCGUGCUCGUCGAAUGAGACCGAUACUAUGAGCUGUAAGGUAUGCGAUCGCGUCUUCUAUCGCCUGGACAACCUGCGAUCGCAUCUCAAGCAGCACCUGGGCACGCAGGUGGUAAAGAAGCCGGAGUAUAUGUGUCACACGUGCAAGAAUUGUUUUUACAGUCUGUCCACGCUCAACAUUCAUAUACGCACCCAUACUGGAGAGAAACCCUUCGAUUGUGAUCUUUGCGACAAGAAGUUCUCAGCUUUGGUAGCACUUAAAAAGCAUCGACGCUAUCACACUGGCGAGAAACCCUACAGUUGCACUGUGUGCAACCAAGCCUUUGCCGUCAAGGAGGUGCUCAAUCGACAUAUGAAGCGUCACACUGGAGAGCGUCCACACAAGUGUGAAGAGUGUGGCAAGAGCUUCAUCCAGGCCACCCAGCUGCGCACCCAUUCCAAGACCCAUAUUCGCCCCUUUGCCUGUGAUCAGUGUGAGGAAAAAUUCAAAACAGUAAAACAACUCGAGCGCCAUGUGAAGGAACACUCGCGCACAAAGCGUCCCGUCUUUUCCUGCACCGAAUGCAAACGGAGCUUCCGCACGACGGCCCUCCUCAAGGAGCAUAUGGAUGAGGGAAAACACAGCCCCAAACAACAACGGGUCAAGCGCUCGUCCAACAAAAUUAUGGAGCGAACAGAUUGCGCCAUUUGCGAUAAGAACUUCGACAGCAGCGAAACCCUUCGCAGGCACAUUCGCACCGUGCACGAGUGCGAUCCAGAUGACAUUUUCGGCGUUGAACCUCAGACUCCGAAGCGCGCAAAGAAGGUGAAACUGUCUGGAAUAGAAGUGGAGGAGGUCGUACCGGUGGCGCUGAAUACUUCGGCCGGAUCCUUGAUUUCCAGUCAAACCGAUGGAAACGGCGUGGUGGUCCGAGAAUUCUUGGUGGACGAGGGCGAUGGCACUGCUCAGACCAUUACGCUGGAGAACGAAACCUACACAAUUCUGCCUUUGGACGGGGCCAUCGAGGGAGAGCAACUGACGGAUGAAGCUGCAGUGAAGCCUGAGGGCAAAAAAGAUGAGGCGAAGGUCUCGCCGGUGGUCAAAAAGGAGCAGCGCAAAUCACUGGCCGCCAGUUUGGCGGCUGCCAUUGCUGAUAAUCUGGAGGAGGCCUCGAGCGAGGAAGAUGUCGUAGGUGAAAUCCUAACCGAGGAAGACCUACGACUCAAGGAGAACGUGGGAAAGCUAAUUGACAUGCUGGUGGAUCCACCCAUCUUGAAGAAAUACGGCUGGCCAAAUGCCGCCGAGGAAAUGGUGCUCUGCAAGGUGAUCGAGAACUGUGGUCACGAUUUGACCAAAGGUACUGAAAAUUACGCUGAACUGGACUAUGGCAGCCGGAUGCGAGAGUAUUGCAAACUGCUCUUCACCGUGGUCAUUCAUAACGAUUCCAUCAAGUCGCUCCUCAACAAUUUCCCCAUCGACGACGUCAUCGAAUAUGUGCUGGGAGAUGAGGACUCGGAGGAUGUAGGGUUUGGCAAGGAUAAAAGGGACGAUAAGGAGUCUAACACAGAGGAUGAUGAAGCAGAGACAAUAACAGGCGAUGCUGAAAAAGAAACGGUCCCAGCGAAAUCAGAAAAUAAGACAGCCACUGCGAAAACUGAAAAGGAGUUGAGCACAGAAGAUAAGAAAAAAACGAUCCCAGCAGAAAACGAAGAAGAAAAGGUUUGACUUGUCAGUCUUAAAUGCAUUGUGUGAUUUGCAUGUUAUUAUAAACUAGGCAUGUUUUUCAAAAGUUUCGAAAAAAUUUAAUAGGAAUCGCACAAUGUUUAGAAUUUAGGCAUGUUUUCGAAAAAAGUUUUGAGGAAAUUUGUUUAUUUAAUUCGAGUUAAAAUUUUUGCUCGAUUUUAUAUUUUUAAGAAAGCUAGGUUUAAGAACUUCGGUUUCGGUUCAAACACCAAGUGACCUUAUAAAAGAAACUUACCGUCUGUUAUUGAAUUGUUCGAUUUAAUUACCCAGAAAUGAUAAAACAUUUACAAAUCACCCAAAAACAAAAAACCAACAAAUGUCAUAUCAAAGAUAUUUUGAUAUUAUUAUAUACAUUUAUAUAUAUAUUUUGAAUUUAAAAGUGUACCCAAGCAAUAAAUGCAAGGCUAUUUUUAUAAAACU
Drosophila rhopaloa is the source of this 3337-nucleotide messenger RNA. It is a transcript of the gene su(Hw), whose product is annotated as protein suppressor of hairy wing. The transcript has 7 exons. The record is from RefSeq and is a predicted model, not a curated record. The coding region runs from base 104 to 2899 and encodes 931 amino acids. Lineage: Eukaryota; Metazoa; Arthropoda; Insecta; Diptera; Drosophilidae.